Messenger RNA from Galeopterus variegatus (Sunda flying lemur), 721 nucleotides. Its product is annotated as von Willebrand factor A domain-containing protein 5A-like. The transcript is spliced from 4 exons. Lineage: Eukaryota; Metazoa; Chordata; Mammalia; Dermoptera; Cynocephalidae. Bases 150 to 536 code for a protein of 128 amino acids. The record is from RefSeq and is a predicted model, not a curated record.
UUCAAAGGAACCGAGGUCUCUGCCUGUGUUUGUUAUUUUCACCGACUCCUCACCCCUUUUUCAAGGGCCCCCAACUCAACUGGAGCUGGUCUCUGGCAAAUGCCCUCUUUAGGGGUCAGAGGUUAAUCAUCUAUGCCCAGUUGACUGGGAUGAUGCUGCCAGCAGAGGCAGCAGGAGCAGUAUGCCUCCAGCACACACUCCAGGGCAAGAGUUUCAAGGAUAAGGUGAUGUUUUCUGUAAAACCCAAGUCCGAUAGCAACCUUACAAUUCACCACCUUGCUGCUAAGUCCUUGCUCCAGGACAAGGACAUGGGCUUCAGAGAGACGCCAGCAAGUGCUAAAAAAGAUGUGUUGAACAUCAGCCUUGAGUCUGGAGUCGUAAGCUCCUACACAGCUUUCAUUGCCAUGAACAAAGAGCUCAACAUACCAGUUCAGGGUCCCCUGGCUCGUAGGGACAUUCCAAGGCCAGUUCUGUUGGGAGCUACUGCUAUGAUGCCAAAAUACUGUGGAGGUGGUGGGCUUCAUCCAAUCAACUGAAGGCCUGAGUAGAACAGAAGACUGACCCCCCCUGAGCAAGAGGGAAUUCUGCAACAGACGGCCUUCAGACCUGAACUGCAGCUCUCCUGGGUCUCCAGCCUGUCGGCCCAUCCUGCAGAUUCGGGACAUGCCACGCUCCCUAAUUAUGUGAGCCAUCUCCUUGUAAUAAAUCUCUUUUACAUACA